Mandrillus leucophaeus (drill) is the source of this 381-nucleotide messenger RNA. Its product is annotated as 40S ribosomal protein S17-like. NCBI's taxonomy places the organism in Eukaryota, Metazoa, Chordata, Mammalia, Primates, Cercopithecidae. The transcript has a single exon. Gene Ontology annotation, biological process: translation. Gene Ontology annotation, cellular component: ribosome. The record is from RefSeq and is a predicted model, not a curated record. Gene Ontology annotation, molecular function: structural constituent of ribosome. The coding region runs from base 7 to 381 and encodes 124 amino acids.
GCCAACAUGGGCCGCGUUCACACCCAAACCAUGAAGAAGGCAGUCCGGGUCAUCAUAGAAAAGUACUACACGUGCCUGGGCAACGACUGCCACACGGACAAGCACGUGUGUGAGGAGAUCACCAUUAUCCCCAGCAAGAAGCUCCACAACAAGAUAGCAGGCUAUGUCACGCAUCUGAUGAAGUGGAUUCGGAGGGACGCAGUAAGAGGUAUCUCCAUCAAGCUGCAGGAGGAGGAGGGAGAAAAAAGAGACAAUCAUGUUCCCGAGGUCUCAGCCCUGGAUCAGGAGAUCAUUGAAGUAGAUUCUGAUGCUAAGAAAAUGCUUUUGGACUCCAGCAUUUGGCAGUCUGUCCAACCUGCAGGUCAGUCAGCCUACAGGUGA